AUCUUGCCUUGUGAAUUGGAUUCCAAGAAAAUUCACAGAAAUUUCUACAAUUCCCUUUGCUUCUCUCGUACUUUAUUCCAAAACUUCACUGAAUGAGUUAAGAAUCAAAAGCAAUUCCUCCCAUUUCAAAGAAUUAGGGUUUUCUUUGAAGAGGAAAACACAUAACAUUGAUGGCGGAGCUGGGAGGAAUUGCUUUGGAAGCAGCCGUGGGUGAAUUACUCUCAGUUGUUUUGGAUGUGACAAAGAAAGCCAUCAAGUUCAAGUCCAUAUUGAAGGACCUGGAAUCAACGCUACAAAAAAUCGAACCAGUGUUUGCUGAGAUCGAAAAGCUGAACAAAGUGUUGGAUCGUCCUGCUCAAGAAACCGAAAUGUUCACUGAUCGGUUAAAAAAAGCUCAGAAGCUUGUCUACAAGUGCUCCAAAAUUCGAUGGUGGAAUUACUGCAAGAAGCCCUUUUAUGCACAGAAGCUCAUCGAUUUGGAUGCUUCAAUCUUGAAGUUCUUCCAAAUCGAGGUUCAAGCUCAGAUGUCUGUGGAUAACAAGAGGAUUCUGGUGACAGUGAAGGAAAUAGAUGCAAAAUUGGAUGGAAUGAGGCCGGGGAUGAUGAAAGGGAGUGAUCUGGGUGUGUUUGUUGGUCCGUGUGGAGUUCCUGGAAUUCGGGAUCAUAUUUUUGGAUUUGAUGUGCAUCUUCAAGAAUUGAAGAGGAGGCUGUUAAGGGAUGGUGUACAGGUGGUGGUGCUUUCGGCUCCUGGAGGGUGUGGGAAGACUACAUUGGCGAAAAUGCUCUGUCAUGAUGUUGAAAUUAAAGGCAUAUUUAGAGAGAACAUUUUCUUUGUCACGGUUUCAAAGACACCCAACCUCAGGGUCUUUGUUCAGAAUAUGUUUCGACAUAAGUCUUUUUCGGUGCCUGAGUUUCAAAAUGACGAUGAUGCACUCAACCAACUAGAGAUCUUGCUACUGAAGCAAAUAGGACCAGAUCCUGUAUUGUUGGUCAUGGAUGAUGUGUGGUCUGGAUCAGAAUCCCUUAUUCAGAAGUUCAUGUUCCGAAUACCAGGAUACAAAAUAUUGGUUACAUCAAGAUCUGAAUUUCCAAGAUUUGAUUCUACAUAUAAAUUGGAACUAUUGGAUGAUCAAGAUGCCAUGGCUCUUUUUUGUCACUCAGCAUUUCCGCAGGGUGAGAGCGUGAACAUGCCAGAUGAUCUUGUCCACGAGAUAGUGACAGGAUGUGGGGGAUUCCCACUGGCCCUUUCGGUGGUUGGCGGAUCACUCUGUCGACAGCCUGAGGUCAUCUGGAGACGUACAUUGAAGCAAUGGUCUGAAGGACAAUCCAUUUUUGAUUCCAACACUGAUCUGUUUAUUCGUCUGAAAACUAGCAUAGAUGCCUUGGAUGAAAAGGAUAAUGUCAAGGAGUGUUUCCUGGACCUAGGUUCAUUUCCUGAAGAUCAAAGAAUCCCUGUCACGGCUCUUAUGGAUAUGUGGAUGGAACUGUACAACUUGGACGAAGACGGGGUAUGCGCCCUUGCCAACAUCCAUGAACUAUCCUCCCGAAAUUUGGUUAAUCUUGUGUUUACAAGGAAAGAUUCAAGUGACAUUGAUGGCUACUAUAACGAGCAUUUUGUCACACAGCAUGAUCUGCUCAGAGAAUUGGCUAUCCACCAGAGCAGCCAAAAGCGCAUAGAACAGAGGAAAAGAUUAAUUAUGGAGAUGAGAGGAAAUGACCUCCCCAAGUGGUCCACUGAACAAAUACAACCCUUUCAUGCCUGCCUCUUGUCUAUCUCUACAGAUGAAACAUUCUCCUCAAGCUGGUAUAGCAUGCAACUACCUGAAAUUGAAGUUAUAAUAUUGAACUUCCGGACAAGAAACUACAGCCUGCCCAAAUUCAUGGACAAAAUGGACCGUCUGAAGGUUCUCAUCAUUACAAAUUAUGGUUUCCAUUCAACUGAACUAAGCGAUUUUCAGCUACUUGGUCAUUUAUCCAGUCUGAAGAGAAUCAGACUAGAGCAUGUUUCAAUUUCUUUCCUUAGUGAAUCCACAUUACAGUUCAGGAAUUUGCGGAAGAUAUCCUUGAUUUUGUGUAAAAUUGGCGAGACCUUUAGGAAUUGUACGGUCGAAUACACCUAUAUGUUCCCAAAUCUUGUGGAGAUUGAUAUUCAUUGUUGCAGUGAUCUAGUGGAACUGCCUGAGGGGCUCUGUGAUAUUAUCUGCCUUAAGAAGCUCAGCAUCACUAAAUGUAAUGACCUGGAUGCACUUCCCCAAAGACUUGGAAGACUAACAAAUUUAGAAGUGCUGAGGCUUCAUUCCUGUACAGGACUAAUGGGCUUGCCGGAUUCAGUUGGAAACCUCCAUAAAUUAAGGUUCCUCGACAUAUCUGACUGUUUAUACAUAAGCCAAUUGCCGACACGGAUAGGUGAGCUGUGUGGUCUGAAAAAGCUCGACAUGAGAGGCUGUGAACUGCGUCAGUUGCCAUCAUCAGUCAAGGAUCUUGGGCAAUUAAAGGAGGUGAUAUGCGAUGAAGACACUGUCGAUCUUUGGGAACCUUUUAAGAUUCAUCUUAAUAAUCUGAAGGUAACUGUGCUUGAGGAGGACAAAAAUUUAAACUGGCUUCCCAAUAUCCACCAUUGAGAAACCUCAGCACCACCUACCCUCACUAAAUUGCAGCAUCCCACUACUAGGACCAUUGCCAUUUGACAGCUGCCAUUGCCACAUCCAUCUUAUUUGGGGCAUACUUUGCAACUUCACCAUCAGUGUCUCAACAUUUAAAGUGAAACACACUACUUACUACCUCUGCUUCGAUGUUGAGAAACACCAUUGCUUCUUACCAUUGUUGUGAUUUCCUUGAUGUUGCGCGCACACAGUUAGUUACGAUGAUACUGAUAAGUGACCUGUGCAACAAUGUCAAUGCCUGUUCUUGGUUGAUAGCAAAGUCUAUGCCUCUCAUUGUCAAACCAUGAAGUCUUCAGUUCACAAGAUCCAUUUUGGAAUUGAAACCAUGACUUAAAUGUAGAGAUGCAUCAAGUGAAAUAAGUACAUAUAAUGUAUGAAGAGAUGCUCUAAGAGCGCUCCGCUAUCAACAAAAAAAAAGUACUUUAACACCCACGCUUUCUCUCCUCUCCCCUCUCCCCUCUCCCGCUUAAUGUGACUUAGUUGUAUCUCUCUUACCUCUCUCCUCUCAUUUAUGAGAACUUUUAAUUGACCAUCGUUACAUCAAAACCAAAGAUUAAUGAUGAAAAUUUUACAGAUUUAGAUU
Messenger RNA from Cornus florida, 3246 nucleotides. RefSeq names its product probable disease resistance protein At5g66900. NCBI's taxonomy places the organism in Eukaryota, Viridiplantae, Streptophyta, Magnoliopsida, Cornales, Cornaceae. Gene Ontology annotation, biological process: defense response to fungus. The record is from RefSeq and is a predicted model, not a curated record. Bases 171 to 2621 code for a protein of 816 amino acids. Gene Ontology annotation, molecular function: ADP binding. The transcript has 6 exons.